AAAGAAAAACCCAAUCUACUCCUCUCUCCUCUCUAACUUCUCUCUAAGGUUCCACCUCUUUUUCCAAAUCAGUGUGCUAAAAGAACAUUAAAGUCUUCAUUAUUUAUGUGUGUGUUGCAACAUAGACACGAUAACAGUCGAAAGAAGAGAGAAGAAGCAGACGCAAAAAGAAAAAAUGGCGAAUCUUUCGUCCUCUCUACUACUAUCAUCUUCUCCUCCUUCUCUAUGCAAACUCAGAUUCUCGCCUCCAACAACUCAUUUCAUCUCUUUCUCGCCUCGAACAAGUCUCUCCUCAUCCACAAUCUCCCCGGCGAUGAUUCUCUCUCUCCCUGUCAAACAUAGAAACUCGCUCCAGGAGAUGGUCUCCGGCACGAAACGGAAGUACUACAUGCUCGGAGGGAAAGGAGGAGUCGGCAAGACCAGCUGCGCUGCUUCUUUAGCUGUGAGGUUCGCCAACAACGCACACCCGACUCUCCUUGUGUCCACAGAUCCAGCACACUCACUUAGCGAUUCUUUUGCUCAGGAUUUGACUGGAGGAAUGCUUGUGCCUGUUGAAGGACCUGACUCUCCUUUGUUUGCUCUUGAAAUAAACCCUGAGAAGGCUAGAGAAGAGUUUCGUAGCGCCUCCCAGAUGAAUGAAGGAACUGAGGUUAAAGACUUUAUGGAUGGUAUGGGACUUGGGAUGCUUGUUGAACAGUUGGGAGAACUUAAACUUGGAGAAUUACUAGACACACCGCCUCCUGGAUUGGAUGAAGCCAUUGCCAUCUCUAAGGUCAUUCAAUUCUUGGAAUCACCUGAGUAUAACAUGUUCACUAGAAUCGUGUUUGAUACUGCACCAACUGGGCAUACACUGAGACUACUCUCCUUACCAGACUUCUUAGACGCGUCCAUAGGUAAAAUCCUGAAGCUUAGGAAGAAAAUAACCUCAGCUACAUCAGCAAUCAAAUCAGUGUUUGGGAAAGAAGAUAACCAGCCUGAUGCUGCUGACAAAUUGGAAAGACUAAGAGAAAGGAUGGUUAAAGUACGCGAGCUUUUUCGUAACACAGAGUCAACAGAGUUCGUCAUUGUCACUAUCCCAACGGUAAUGGCUGUGAGCGAGUCUUCUAGAUUAAGUGCUUCCUUGAAGAAAGAAAGUGUCCCCGUCAAAAGACUUGUUGUUAAUCAGAUUCUCCCUCCCUCCUCCUCGGAUUGCAAAUUUUGUUCCAUUAAGAGAAAGGACCAGAUGCGCGCUCUAGAUAUGAUACGAGAGGAUUCGGAACUCUCUGCUUUGACAUUAAUGGAGGCUCCCCUGGUCGAUAUGGAGAUCAGAGGUGUCCCUGCUCUGCGCUUCUUGGGCGAUAUCAUUUGGAAAUGAGAUUCUCACCACAUUAUAUUUAUGUAAAGAAGAAGAAGAAGAAGCAGGUUCGGUUGUGCAUGAGAUAGUGUUGGCUGAUACAUUAUACAUAGUUUUGGUACAGAUGUUGGAAUUGCUGCUAUUAGAUGAACCAAAUCCCUCGCUCUUUGAGACUUUGAUGGGUGCAUAAUGUUCGAUUCAAAACGUCAGUGCUUAGAAACAAUGAAUAUUGAGCCUCAGGAUAUUUUACAUUGAUCUUUUUCUGUAGACUA
This is a messenger RNA of Raphanus sativus (radish), 1605 nucleotides long. Its product is annotated as ATPase GET3B. Gene Ontology annotation, biological process: post-translational protein targeting to endoplasmic reticulum membrane. Gene Ontology annotation, molecular function: ATP binding; ATP hydrolysis activity. NCBI's taxonomy places the organism in Eukaryota, Viridiplantae, Streptophyta, Magnoliopsida, Brassicales, Brassicaceae. The record is from RefSeq and is a predicted model, not a curated record. Gene Ontology annotation, cellular component: GET complex.